GUCCUAAAGAGGAUUUCCGAUUUUUGAAAUCGAAAGCAGAUCUGCUGUUCCCACGGGCACGAGGAAGAGACACGGUACAAUUUACUGAAACAUUGUGUUUCUUUGUUUGAUUUGCAGUAGUUACCUUUAGCAACUUUACUUAAUGCCAUCAUCGUAGGAAAUCGUUUCAAAAAUUCAGCAUGGCAGCCAAAGAACUUAUGAGAAGUAAUAAGACAUCUAUUCAGGAGACUUUGUGUGCAGACUACAUGCUAAUCCUCAACAAAGCUGUUCAGAACAACCUGAUAACUUCACGUGAGUACAACAAUCUGAAAGGGAUCAACAGACUAAAUGAAGAGGGCCACGUUGUGGAGUUUGUGGAUAAGGUCAUGAACAAAGGAGAGGAGACCUGCCAAGCCUUCCUGACCCUUCUGCAAACUGAUGACGAAAUCCAGCAGACGUACCCUCAGCUGAAGAACAUGCUGAAGAAGGAAACCUGCCUCUUACCUUACUCUGUCCAAGCUUGUUCAGAUGAAAACACCGAUGAUCAGAAACAAAUGCGACAAGAGGAAUAUGAGUUGAACAGCCAGCCCACCGGCCUCUGCCUGAUCAUCAACAACGUAAAUUUUUUGUAUAGUAAAGGGAGAACUGGAUCUGAUAAAGAUGUUGAAAGCCUGGCAGAGGUCUUCAGCUGGCUGAGGUUCAGAGUGCUGAUGUGUAAAGACCAAACCAAGGACCAGAUGAAGCGAGUGCUGGAAUGCUUUGCUUCUCAGUGUGACCCCUCUCUGCUGAAGGAGUUCAAUGUCAAGGAGUGGACUCACAGCAGAUUCAUCGAUCUUCAAGAGGCCCCUAAGCAUGGCGAUGCCUUCAUCUGCUGUGUUCUUAGUCACGGAAACAAGGGCGUCGUAUUUGGGAUUGAUGACGAGCCCCUCGCUAUCAAAGAAAUAACGAAAACCUUCAUGGCAUCUCAUCAAUCUCCCCUUACUGACAAGCCCAAAGUGUUCCUGAUCCAGGCCUGCCAGGGAGUGGCUCCACAUCCUGGGGUGUUAUUAAAAGAUCUGCAGGGUGAUAACCCUCACCCGAUAUUCAUCCCUCAGGAAUCAGAUGUUCUGGUUAAUAUUGCCACUGUCGAAGAUUGUGAGGCUUUUAGAAACAUAAAAACGGGGAGCUGGUUCAUCCAAUCUGUCUGUAAGCAGUUGAAGGAGGGCUGUCCGAGGAAUGAAGAAAUUGAAGUCAUCCUCCGCCGCGUGAACAAUGAAGUAGCCCAGAAAGAGGGCAGUUCAGUGCCUGGUGCAAGAAAGCAGAUGCCCGAAAUUAGGCACACCCUGAGGAAGAGACUUGUGUUGACUCCACAUCGAAACUGAAGCCUCAUCACCCAAAAUAAUGCAACUGCUAACCAAAUGUGUCUACCAAUUGUCUUAGUUAAGGAAGUAUAAUCAGGUGGGGGGUUUUCUUAAAAUGCAAUUAAUAGAUUUUUAUAAUAAUUAAUCUGUCUAUGUUUUUCAUCAUCACAUUAAAUCAUUUUCUUUUAUAUUAUAACAGAUUUUCUUUGCAGAAUAAAUCAGUUUUUAUACCCAAAGAA
This is a messenger RNA of Eleginops maclovinus (Patagonian blennie), 1558 nucleotides long. Its product is annotated as caspase-8-like. NCBI's taxonomy places the organism in Eukaryota, Metazoa, Chordata, Actinopteri, Perciformes, Eleginopidae. Bases 180 to 1340 code for a protein of 386 amino acids. Gene Ontology annotation, biological process: proteolysis; regulation of apoptotic process. Gene Ontology annotation, molecular function: cysteine-type endopeptidase activity. The transcript has 6 exons. The record is from RefSeq and is a predicted model, not a curated record.